Messenger RNA from Ruditapes philippinarum (Manila clam), 1464 nucleotides. Its product is annotated as semaphorin-5A-like. The record is from RefSeq and is a predicted model, not a curated record. Bases 399 to 1382 code for a protein of 327 amino acids. Lineage: Eukaryota; Metazoa; Mollusca; Bivalvia; Venerida; Veneridae. The transcript has 10 exons.
GCCACAAACAUUAUGGUUUAAAUGACGUGAUUUUGUGCCAGUAUGGUCUUAUCAUGCUUUUGGUUUGAUUUUCUCAGCAAUGUCAAUUGCUUGUAAAUUUGGCUGGUGACCAGAAAGAUGAAAAUGUGAAAUGUUGUGACACAACCCUCUGUAACCCCAGUCCAUACAACAGAAAAUUCAAUAAAACCUUAAUAGAGCAUUUCAAAUGUCCAGAAGGAAUAGUACGACCAACAACAAAACCUCCAUUGCCACCACGUACUACAACUUUUCCUGCUCCAACAACAAUUACAACCACGACACCACAGACUACCAAAACAUCCAACUCCAUUCCGACAACCAAAACAACCACACUCGCAGUCACAACUUCUGUUCCACCAAAAACAAUUCCUCCAGUAACAAUGCGCUCUAUUUGCCCAUCUCACUUGACACAGCGAGUACCGGCAGAAUAUAUUCACUUGUACGGAGACAAAUGUUAUGAGUUCGUUCCAUACGUCGGUGGCUGGAUGUACGCCAGAAAAGAUUGUCAUAGGAAAGGAGGACAUAUGUUGUCUAUAACAAACGCUGGGGAACAAGCUUUUAUUUCGAAUCUGAUUUCAAAAGGUUAUGUUAUAACAACACUAUGGCUAGGUUUGGAUGAUCGGGUGAACGAAGGACAGUUCAAUUGGGACACAGGUGUUAAAGUGAAUUAUACUAAUUGGGCUCCCGGGCGAAAUGUUGACCCCUAUCAUGACCAGAGAGAUUGUGUUGUUAUGAUCGUGGCUAGAUAUGGAAAAUGGGACGACGUUGAUUGCGAUGCUCUGGUAAAUGGAAGACUCAUUUCGUAUAAUUGGAUGUGUCAAUACAAUUUUGAGACUCAAGUGAUUAGUGCGUUGCCAAAUAAGCCUAUAGAUGGAAAUUGGAGCCAUUGGCACAAAUGGAGCGCGUGCUCUGUCACGUGUGGAACCGGAAGUCAAAGUCGUACAAGAGACUGCAACAAUCCGGCACCACAACAUGGCGGAAAUUUUUGCUUUGGUUUAAGAUCUGAAACCUCAACGUGCAACAUUAAAAUAUGUCCACUAGAUGGAAAUUGGAGCCCUUGGCACACAUGGAGCGCGUGCUCUGUCACGUGUGGAACCGGAAAUCAAAGUCGUACAAGAGACUGCAACAAUCCGGCACCACAACAUGGCGGACAUUUUUGCUUUGAUUUAGGAACAGAAACCUCAACGUGCAACAUUAAAGAUUGCCCACAUUGGAUGCCAUUCUACGAAACCGCACCUUGUAGCGUCACAUGCGGAGUAGGUUUUGUUCAGCUAAGGAGAAAUUGCUCCACAGGCAACACUAAGGAUUGUCAUGGCAAUGAAAAUAGUGAAAAGCCUUGUCACCUUAAAGAUUGCUCCAACUGAUAUUUGUUUAAAUUAUCUAAUGAUGAUAAUAUUUUAACAAAUCAUUGAAUUUAUAUAAAUCUUAUUCAAUAGAAAAAAUCAA